AUGGCUGACACAACAAAGAAGCGAAAGAAAGGGUCAAUUAGUGAAGAAGACGUGUCUAUACUCUUACAGAGAUACUCUGCGCAGACGGUGCUGGCGUUACUACAAGAGGUGGCGGUGGUUUCAGAGAAGAAAAUUGACUGGAACGCAAUGGUGAAGAAUACUACGACUGGAAUUUCCAAUCCAAGGGAGUACCAAAUGCUCUGGCGCCACAUUGCGUAUCGAGAUGACCUCAUUGAUUCGUUGAACAACGCUGUAGAUCCUCUGGGUGACGACAGUGAUUUAGAAUUUGAACUGGAAGCGUUUCCUGCUGUCAGUCGUGAAACUUCAGCAGAGGCUGCUGCUUGCGUUAAGGUGUUAAUUGCCUCCGGUACCUCAAAUGAUUCUCAUCUCCAUAACAGCUCAACCAUUGAGGCUCCAUUGACUAUAAAUAUACCGAACCAUGAGAAGUCCAUAGCUCCUUCAGAGAGUUCACAUCUUGCUAGUUGUUUGCAGGGGACAAAUAUAACCAUACCAGUUUCUGUACAAAAGCAGCAAUUGGCUACAGUAACAUGUGCUGAAAAAAAGCGAACUAAUGUGUCAACAGGCAGUAAUUUGCCUCCCCGAAGAAAAAGAAAGCCUUGGUCUGAAGAAGAGGAUAUGGAACUCAUUGCCGCUGUGCAAAAGUGUGGUGAACGGAAUUGGGCUAAUAUUUUGAAAGGAGAUUUUAAGGGUGAUAGGAAACCGUCAGAGCUAUCUCAGAGGUGGGCCACUAUCAGGAAAAAACAAGGCAACUUGAAAGUGGGAACCAGUUCUCAACUUUCUGAGACUCAGCUGGCCGCAGCUCACAGAGCAAUGUCCCUUGCCCUUGAUAUGCCCUUGGGUGAUAAUAUGAAGGCAGCAAUAAGUACGGGUGGCAAGUUGGCUGCAUCUCUCCUCAAACAAAGUGGUACAGCGUCAAAUAACUCAGCAGGCAACUCCACACGUCCUGCUUUUGUUGAAACAUCAUCAAUUGGUGUACCUUCAUUGAAAAGACUAUCAGCAAAUCCUACUCAAACCUCGGGUUCAAUGGUUGAAGCUACUGCAGUUGCUGCUGGGGCUCGUGUUGUUAAACCCUCUGUUGCUUCAUCGCAAAUUGAGGCUCCACAUUCUCAGAAUGCUGUUCGUACCACUGCUGGAGGAGGCCCUAUGAUAAAAUCCUUGACAACAGGUCUCUCGAAUCAACUACCAAGUAACGUGCAUUUUAUUCGUAAUGGCCUGGCGAAGGCUCCAAUCACUAAUCACUCCCCUACUAUGACAAGCGCCUCUAAACCUAGUGAAGCUCGGCAAGCACAAGUUCCAACUGCUGGGAUUUCAAGAACUGUAGCAGAAGCAACUGUUUCUAGCUCAGAAAAUGUCCAAAAAGACGAAGCUGCUUUUGCUCCAAGAGAGGAAAUUCUUGAAUCUCAAAUUGCUUUGGUGGGCAACCAAUCAGAAGAGAAAAUUGAAGAAAAUCAAGCUUCUUUUUCAGGCAAUGCAUCAAAAGAGAACAGUAAAGCUAAUGGAGCUUCCAUUCCCUCUAGUGUUCCUAUGGGACCAACUACAGAUAAUUGA
Messenger RNA from Fraxinus pennsylvanica, 1569 nucleotides. NCBI's taxonomy places the organism in Eukaryota, Viridiplantae, Streptophyta, Magnoliopsida, Lamiales, Oleaceae. The record is from the annotation of a GenBank genome assembly.